Eimeria acervulina is the source of this 1335-nucleotide messenger RNA. RefSeq lists its product as hypothetical. The record is from RefSeq and is a predicted model, not a curated record. The transcript is spliced from 4 exons. The coding region runs from base 1 to 1335 and encodes 444 amino acids. Lineage: Eukaryota; Apicomplexa; Conoidasida; Eucoccidiorida; Eimeriidae.
AUGAUUGCUUUGCUAACCAUCACUUCUUCUUCGGGUGUAUUUGUCGCGGGGAUUAUGGGAUGGCGUCUAGCUUUGGGCUGUUUGGGGUUUGUUAGUGUUUGUUUCGGGGUUUUGUGUUUAAAGCUGCUUCGUGAAGUAGACGGAAGAGACGAGCUGCAGCAGCAGCAGCAGCAGCAGCAGCAGCAGCAGCAGCAGCAGCAGCCACGUGUCUCUCUUUCUAAUUGGGGUUUUAAAGAUAUACCCAACUGCAGGCAGUUUGCACAAACCCUAAAAGACCUUCGCUACAUUCUUAAAAACAAAAGCUUCUGGAUUUUACUCGUUAUGGGUGUAUUGAACGGGAUGCCUCGGAGCGCAUUAGGGUUUAUAACAAUGUGGCUACAGACCUGCGGCUUAGGAAACGCAUCUGCUUCAUUUGUUGUAUCUGUUUCUUUUUUUACUUCUUUGUUUGCUUCACUUCUAUCUGGAGUUGUAACAGAUGCAAUUCAUAAGAAAUAUCCUGUAUCUACAACAGAGUCUGUAGGUGCUGCUUUAUUGGGGGCCCCCUUCGUUGGCAUUUUGGCUGAAAGAGCCUUUGGGUAUAUUCCGCAGCACUCGGGGGGCCCCCGUGCUGCUGCUGCUGCUGCUGCUGCUGCUGCUGCUGCUGGUGAUGCUGCAGCAAAUGCAGCAGCAGCAGAAAAUGCAGCAGCUGCAGCAAAUACAGCAGCAGCAGAAAAUGCAGCAGCAGCAGCAUCAGCGGCAGCAGCAAAUGUAGCAGCAGCAGCAAAUGCAGAAGCAGCAGCAAAUGCAGCAGCAGCAGCAGCAAAUGCAGAAGCUUUAAGUAGAGCUUUAAUAUGCACAACAGUAAUCCCUUGGCUUACUUCUAUCUUUUUAUAUUUCCUUCUUGUGGGGUCGUACAGCAGAGACAGACAGCAUGCGCUGCGCCUAGCGAAGCAGCGGGAACGCAGCAGCAGCAGCAGCAGCAGCAGCAGCAGGGGAGCAGCAAGCGAGAGCACAAGGGAUAUAGAGUUGGGUGCAUUUGAUGAAGAUGAAGAUGAAGCGGGAGACUCUGAACAUGAAAGGAGACAAAAAAAACAAACAGCAAUACGCACAUGCUCAGGCGCCCCUUAUUAUAUGCAGCUGUCUCCAAGUGUAUGUACACCCCAACAAACAGAUAUCCCUGGGGCCCCUUAUCCUGCUGCUGCUGCUGCUGUUGCUGCUGCCCCUAGUGCAGCAGCAGAAGCAGCAGCAGAAACAGCAGCAGAAACAGACCUCGAGCAGCCGUCUCCUCAUGCUGCCGCUCCUGCUGCAGAUGCAGAUGCUGCUGCUGCUCCUGCUGCUGGAAAGCAAUGGGGGUAG